AUGGAACACAACAAAGAGUCAACAUUGCCUAUUCCCACGGCCACGGUGGCCGAGCCAGUCGCAGAUCCUACAGUAGACACAGCUACUGUACCAAAGUCAGCGCCAGCAGAUGGCACACCAUCGCCCACGGCGACGCCUACAGCGUUGCCGACAGUGUCGCCCACAGUACCUGGAGCGACACCGACACCGACAUCAGAACCAACAACAACUACAACCACACCAAGAUCAUUCCCGGUAUCCGACCCAAUGGCAAUCAUCCCCGCCCAGAUUGAACCUCCUCCUCCACAAUACGAUGACCACAAGCAAGACGCAAUAACGACUCCCGCACCGGUAGUUACAUUACCACAAACCAACGAGAAAGGUCCGCUGCCCGGCGUACAAGUCCCUGUUGCUCAAAGAGUCAUCCCGUUGGCCCAACUUGGUGAAGAGCCUGGACGGAUCUGUUGUCCCUUUUGCUUCCAUGAGGUUCAGACCAGAGUGAACAAAGAGAGUACCAGCUCGACAACUAUGGCGGCGGCCUGCUGCUGUCUCUUUGGCGGUAUUUGCUGCGCGUUCCUACCGUUCUGCAUGGAAAUGUGUCAUGACUCACACCACUUUUGUACAAACUGCGGCGUCCAAGUAGCUAUUCAUCCCCACGAAGGGCCCGUGCAGCAAUUUGGUCCCAAUUCCCCUGGUGCAAUCAUCCAAGCACCGGGACGCAUUCAACCUCCGCAAGCCGUUAUGAAGAACUAG
Molecule: messenger RNA, 732 nt
Organism: Penicillium robsamsonii
Lineage: Eukaryota; Fungi; Ascomycota; Eurotiomycetes; Eurotiales; Aspergillaceae
Product: LITAF-like zinc ribbon domain-containing protein
Exons: 3
Coding region: 1-732 (243 amino acids)
Molecular function (GO): zinc ion binding
Source: RefSeq, a predicted model, not a curated record